This is a messenger RNA of Vigna unguiculata (cowpea), 1718 nucleotides long. Its product is annotated as Serinc-domain containing serine and sphingolipid biosynthesis protein. The record is from RefSeq and is a predicted model, not a curated record. Lineage: Eukaryota; Viridiplantae; Streptophyta; Magnoliopsida; Fabales; Fabaceae. Gene Ontology annotation, cellular component: membrane.
UCACGCGUAAUUACCAAAUUUUCUUCAUCGCUUUCUCUCUUUCUUUCUCUGCGUUCUCUCCGCUAAUCGUUUUCGUCUGCGCCCUAAUCAAAUUCAAUUCCUAACACCUCUCAUCAAAGCCCGCACUUGAACCAAUUCUUGUUCGUGAAACCCUAAUUCGAUCUCCGAAGAAGAAGAGGAUCGAUGUGGGCAGCUUCUUGCCUUGCGUCAUGCUGCGCGGCGUGCGCAUGCGACGCGUGCAGGACCGUCGUUUCGGGAAUCAGCCGUCGUUCCGCGCGGAUCGCUUAUUGCGGCCUCUUCGCCUUCUCCCUCAUCGUCGCUUGGAUCCUUCGGGAGGUCGCCGCUCCUCUCAUGGAAUCUCUUCCAUGGAUUAAUCACUUCAGCCACACUCCUAGCAGAGAAUGGUUUGAAACGGAUGCAGUUUUGCGGGUUAGCUUGGGGAAUUUUCUGUUUUUCACUAUUCUAGCGGUUUUGAUGAUUGGUGUAAAAACCCAGAGGGAUCCUCGGGAUAGUAUGCACCAUGGAGGGUGGAUGAUGAAAAUUAUCUGCUGGUUCAUUCUGGUAAUCUUUAUGUUUUUCGUUCCAAACGAGAUCAUCAGCUUCUAUGAAACAAUAUCGAAGUUUGGCUCAGGCAUGUUUCUUCUUGUUCAAGUCAUGCUCUUGUUAGAUUUUGUUCAUGGAUGGAAUGACAAAUGGGUUGGAUUUGAUGAACAAUUCUGGUACGUUGCUCUAUUUGUUGUUUCACUUGUUUGUUAUGUGGCAACAUUUGCAUUCUCGGGUGUUCUCUAUCACUUCUUCACACCAUCUGGACAAGACUGUGGCCUCAACGUCUUUUUCAUUACCAUGACCCUGAUUCUCGCAUUUGUUUUUGCCAUAGUGGCUUUGCAUCCUGCAGUUAACGGAAGUGUUUUGCCUGCUUCAGUAAUAUCAUUGUACUGCACUUAUCUCUGCUAUAGUGCACUGGCUAGUGAGCCAAGAGAUUACGAGUGCAAUGGUCUUCACAAACACUCCAAAGCUGUUUCCACUGGCACCCUUACAUUGGGUUUACUCACAACUGUUCUAUCUGUUGUUUAUUCUGCUGUGCGUGCUGGAUCUUCUGCUGCAGUACUUUCCCCUCCUAACUCCCCUCGAGCUGGGAAGCCUCUGCUUCCACUGGAUGCAAGGGAGGAGGAAGAGGAGAAAGCAAAGCCAGUUUCAUAUUCAUAUGCCUUCUUCCACUUGAUCUUCUCUCUUGCAAGCAUGUAUUCUGCAAUGCUUCUGACAGGUUGGUCAACAUCCGUGGGAGAGAGUGGGAAAUUAGUUGACGUGGGAUGGCCUUCUGUGUGGGUUCGGAUCAUCACUUCCUGGGCAACUGCUCUGCUGUACUUAUGGUCUCUCGUAGCUCCUAUCAUGUUCCCAGAGAGGGAGUUCUGAGCAUCAUCUUCCUCAGUUUCAAGAUUCAGGAAAAACUUGUCCCCUAAUUGAUUAACUACUCUACGGUGUGCAUCUAUAUCAACAGACAUUGGAAUAAAGUGUUAUGAAUAGUCGUGUGCUUUUAACUGUAUAGUGAAAGAUUUGUGCCUUGUGCACAAAUCUUUAUUUGUCCAUAUGGUCUGUCUAUGUGCAUCUGAAAUCAUGCAAUUUCGUUGUCUUUUACGUGUGUUGUGACUCAUCUUUAAAAUUGAAAGAAGAAUGAAUAAGAUCAUUCUUGAUUAUGAAAAUGAUAAUAGUUGAAACAA